This is a messenger RNA of Mercenaria mercenaria, 2506 nucleotides long. RefSeq names its product glutamate-rich protein 3-like. The transcript has 15 exons. Lineage: Eukaryota; Metazoa; Mollusca; Bivalvia; Venerida; Veneridae. Bases 185 to 2506 code for a protein of 773 amino acids. The record is from RefSeq and is a predicted model, not a curated record.
CGUGACUCACCCAGACAACGAAGCUGUGAGGAAGACAAAUAUUUUGUCUUGUAUUUGAUGCAAUUACCAGGAAAUUGACCUAAUUAUCUCUCAGUGAAGUAUGGAAUAGCACAUGCAGUAAACUGUUACCUUUUAAAAUCGGACAAAAACAAAGUGUCAUCGAUAAAAAGGGAAGUUAGACAAGAUGAGCCACGUCCACGAGGGCCCUUUGGCCACCUACAAUUCCCUGACGGAUCCCAAUCUGGCAGGGUAUUUCGGCAACACCCGUAUGAGGCGUCACCUGAAGAAGUCAGGGCUGGUAAGUAGACGAGGGGAGAUAAUAUCGGAAAACCAGUACCGGCUCAAUAUGGCACGCAGGGAACACAAGAAGCACGUGAAAGACCUCCUAGCCCAGGCCAUCGUACACAAAACACUUGACCUUGAGAGAUACCGACAGGUAGAGAUCAAAAAGAAACUGGAAGAGAUUUCCAAGAUCGAGCUGGUGCGGAGAGUUAGGUCUGAGAGUUGCAGACGGGUGUAUGACCUUGACUAUCGAGACGGGCAGGCUACUAGGGGGCGAAAGGGGGACGAAGAGGUUUUACCUUAUUUAUCGCCCCGAUCACAAAGUCGACCUCAGUCCGGGAAGCACUCAGAAGCCUCUUCUGGUCAUCGCCGUCCAAAGAGCGCACCGGCCCCUCCAAGAAAUAGACAACACUCCUCAAAAUCAGGGUAUACAGACACUUAUGAAGAUCUUUAUAAUGACAAUGAUAAUUUCAGAAGAAUGGUAAUAUAUGUGGAUGACAAUGGUCGACCAGUGUCGCCGCCACCUCCGUCUGACAGACAAUCCUUUAAAGAUUCGCUACGAGAUGUAAGGCCAGAAAAUAUUGACACAAGACAUUUAUAUGCAUUGGAUUCUGAGGCUCUACAGCAAUAUGCUCUCAGAUUGUCCAAGGCCGAGAGAGGACGCGAUGGGGCCUCUUCACCCUACCUCUUGUCUACGCAUGAAUUGACACACACAAUAUUAGAUCCUCCAUUUGUGGGUGCUCUCAUGCUUCAUCGGCAAGAGCCUGCAAUGAUGCAUCAAGGUGAGGUCCAAACCCUGUGUGAAAUCACUAUGAAGUACCAUGGUCCGAAUCUGACCUUACCACGGGACCAGUUUGACCCCACCCAGGAGGUCAGCAUAGAACAACAACAUUGUGGUGGGAAUACUCUACCAGUGUUUAAAGAGAGACUGCAGGCUGGCAGUACUUUCUCCUUUAUUUCUCGCCGUCAUCGAGGAUAUCCGUUCAGUUUGACGCUGUACAUUGAUGGACGUGUGGACUGCCGUGUGAGCACAUGUUGCGAGUACAAGCACGGUAUCGGUGUCAAGUUGGGAGGAAAGAUGGGUCAUUUCAGUCUGACUGGAAUCACUGGUGCUACACCUUGUUACAAGUGUAAAUUAAGUGUGCAGGCGCCACCAAGAAGUCUAAAACUGAAGAAGGGUUACAGCAAGAAGAAGAAGCAGGAUACUGGAGAAGUUGUCACUGUUGAAGGAACCCCAAGAAAAGCAAUGACCCCAACUACCCCAAAGGAGGAACCACAGAAAAGUGAUGAUGAGGAAACAAUUAGAAUAGAGAGACAUGAGAGUAAUGAGUCAGAAGAUGAUGACAAUGUUGAAUCAGAGAAAAAUGUUGUAGUAGCAGUGGAAGAUGAUGAUACUUCCAGGGGAGGAAACUCGGUAAAAAGUAACUUUAAGAGAGACAAAUAUGUCCCUCAUAAAUCUAACAGAGAAAAGAACUCAAAUGAUGUGAUUGAAAGUAAAGUAAAAGAGGACAAGAAUGAGAACCAAGAUAACAAAGAAAAUAAUGAUGACACAGAUUCCAAUAAAGAAACUGAAAGGAAUUCUCAAAUUCAGCCACAAAGUGAAGAUGUAAAAGAACUGGAUAUAAGAGGUGCAGAACAAACAGAAAAGACUAACACAGUUCAUGUUGAUAGUACAAAGGAACGGAAAGAUUCAGAACACUAUGAAGACAACAUUAGAGAAAAUGAUCCAGGCAACCAAGAUACCUACAAUGAGAUUGAAGAAGAAAUCUUCAGCGAGUAUGACAAAACGAGAGCAGAUGACAUCAUUGAUGAAGAGAUAGUUGAAGAAGAAAACUCAAAUAAGAAUACAAGCAGAGGCAACAGUGAGCACAGGGAACAGAAAACUGAAAGUAUUGAAGAAGACUUAGCGGAAAAUAGUUACCAUGGCAACAUAGACACAGCCAAUUUUCAGCACAAUAUUGAGGAGGAUAUUGUUGAAGAAAUAAGUACAGCAGAUAAGAAUGAGAGUGAAAUAAAAACUGAAGCAGUCAGUAUGGACCAAAGUCAGAACAAGAAACCAGAUGAAGAAGUCAUUGAAGACUACAGUAAAAAUCAGAAACUUGAUGAAGCAAAGGAUAAUUAUGAUGAUGACUUUGAGGAGGAAGAUUCAAAAGAUGAAAAUUACGCUGAUGAUUUCGAGGGAGACAGCGAUGAGAAAAAUGGUGAUAAAAAUAAAACACACUGA